Molecule: messenger RNA, 2445 nt
Organism: Epithele typhae
Lineage: Eukaryota; Fungi; Basidiomycota; Agaricomycetes; Polyporales; Epitheliaceae
Exons: 3
Coding region: 1-2445 (814 amino acids)
Molecular function (GO): protein binding
Source: RefSeq, a predicted model, not a curated record
AUGACGCCUCUAGGCACAGACGGCCUGCCACCAUGCCCGGUCCGCGACGGCCUUCUCAAGCGCAUCUCCGAGAUUGAAGAUGCGGCGGGUGAAGCAGCUGAGGGCGAGGAGAAGGAGGCUUCAGCUUUGCAGGUGGCUCGCGGCGAUGAACGGUGCGCCGCUUGGAACAGUACGCCCUCCAUCAACCUUCUGCCCACCGAGCUCCUCCUCCGCAUCUUCGCCGCCUGCUUCCAGCCCACGAGCUUCGCUGAAGAAAACCCCAAACGGACCCACCUGCGGCGCAAGGUGCUCCUCCUCGUCUGUCGCAGGUGGCGGGACCUCAUCGAGAGCGCUCCAACGCUCUGGACGUUCGUCUCGCCGCACGCGCCCCCACGCCUCUACGAUCUGCUGCUGUCGCGCGCGGCUAGGGCGGGCCUCGAUUUCUCUUUCAAACGCAAAUACAAGUCGGAAUGGUCUUCGUCUCUGCAGCUUUCUCCCGACCUAGCUCCUCUCGACCUGCCGGAUGGAGGAGACGAUAGGACGAUAAGCGAUGGGGGCGACGAAGACGAUGGGGGGACGGGCGACGGCCACCCGGGGCGAGGGUGGACCAUCGACUCAGAAGGGUAUUCAUCCAAGGUCUGGUCAGAGGAGGCCGGGGUGGCGAUCGCCGCUCAAUCGAAACGGACGCGCAGUCUUGCCUUGGUGGAUGCCGAUCGGCUGUUCUACACCUUGCCGUUCUUCGAAGCCCUCUUCCGGGACAGAACGUGGCCCAUCCUCACGACCUUGUUCGUCGAUUUCACCGAUAUUUACGAAGACAUAUUUCCCGUUCUCAAUGCCGAGUUCUUGUCUCUCACCCCGGCGCGUUUCCCGAGACUCCAACACCUCACCCUCAACAUGGUCCUCCCCGGCACUAUCGAGCCGACAUUGUUUCCUCAGCUCAGAACACUCGACCUCACGGGCCCUACAUCGCAUUGGCCUCCUGUGGAAGACUUCCUCAUCUGUCUCUCUCAAUCUCCUCGGCUCGAAAAGCUCCUCAUACGGUUGGAACACAAUAUGUCACAAGAUAGACCCGCGGAUCAUUCUCCACCAGCGCCCACAUCUGCACUCCAACUCCCUUUGACGCUGCCCCGUCUGCGUUCAUUGAGCCUUGGUGCCGCACGUCACGAGGAAGUAAUGGUGCUCCUUCAGGCCUUCCCUCUUGCUCGCGCAGACCUCGAUGUUACCGGUCUCUUCAACGAAGAUUGGCGGCAGCCGCCCACGAACGUCGAAGCCGGCCGCCGCCUCAGCAUCGUCGACGCCUUCUAUCCCGAUCGCGGGGAGACAAUGCCUAUCCCCUUUACCCGCUCGGCGCAGAGGCUGCACGUCUGUGCCGACCGGUUCCGGGCCACCAUCAUGGGACUCGCCGAGUCGGACGGUGAUCUGGCGGACCCACUGUUCGAGUGGACCGCUUCCCCCGUGCCUAAAUAUAUGUUCGACAGUGCACGCCCCAACCGCUACGACCUCUCCUGCGGCAUCAACGACGUCGUCACCCUCUUCGGCGGAUCGCCCUUGCGGCGCCUCAACUUCUCCGCCGACGACUUCUACACCGAAUUCUACAUAUGUGCCACUGUCAACGCCGCCUACUCCACAACUCGGGUACGGCUCAUCUACCGCGUCUUGUACGACGUCUUACGGGCUUCUUUGCGCUGGGCCUGGAAGGGCUCGGGCCGUGCAGUCCCGACACCGACGUCAUUGGACGUCUUCAGGCGCUUUGAGGGCUGGAGUCCGUGCUCUUCAUCGUCGAGGACACGACCGCGAACCCUCUCCCGCAGGCCAACGCGCGCCGAUUGCUUGCCUGAGGCGCCGGUAGAGCGGGUGCGCGCGCGCGCGAGAAAGGCACAGCCGGUAGGGCGGGUGCGCGCGCGCGCGAGAAAGGCACAGCCGGUGCGCGAGAGACUACACCAGCAGGCACGCAAGGGGGAGCCAGCAGAAGAUGGGAUGAAGCAGUGGGCAUGCGAGGGGGAGAAGCAGCUGGCGCGCGAGUGUAGCGGACAGCAGGCACUGCGCGAGGAGGGGUGGGAGCGUCGGGAGAGGAGUCGGAGGCAGUGCGCGCGUGCGAGGGUGAAGCGGCCGGCACUGCGCGCAGGGGAGAACUUGAAGCUGGCGAGGACGAACCGCCACGCGUGGCAUCUGCGGAUAUCGAGGCAGCCGGGACGAAUGCAUCAACGUAUUCCAGGGAAGGGGAGCGAGUCGCUGGAGCGCGCGGGGGCAAAGCAGCUGGUGUGGACGAGCGUAGGGCAGCAAGAUCAAUGUACUCCAGAGAAGGGGAGCGAGUUGCCGGCGCAUGUGGGGAUGAUGCAGCCGGCGCAGACGAGUGUAGAGCAGCAAGAUCAAUGUACUCCAGAGAAGGGGAGCGCAAGGGUCGAGGGUGUUGUGCUGGCAAGGGUGAUUGCAAGAGCGGGAAUGAGGGAGAUGAUCGGAGCCUAG